Molecule: messenger RNA, 756 nt
Organism: Aquila chrysaetos chrysaetos
Lineage: Eukaryota; Metazoa; Chordata; Aves; Accipitriformes; Accipitridae
Product: translation initiation factor IF-2-like
Exons: 3
Coding region: 1-756 (251 amino acids)
Source: RefSeq, a predicted model, not a curated record
AUGGCUCCGGCACCGGGAGGCCCCGGCAAAGUGCGCGGGCGAGCGGCCGCCGGGGUAUUUAUGGUGCCGCGGAGCCCCCGGCCCGGCCGCUACAUCCACGCGUGUUUCCGGACGCGCGGGGCGCGGGUAGGGCGGGCGGCUCCGAUGAAGGCGGCCGUGGGAAGAAGCGGGGAGCGCCGGGCGGACGAACCGGCACCGACGCCGGCACCGGGCUGCCAAACCGGUGCCCGGUGUCCGGGGUGCGGCGUCGGGAGUGCGGUGCCCGGCGCUCCCUCGCCGGUCCCUGGAGCGCGGCGUCGGGCUGUCCGUCCGCGGUACCCCGUACCGGUACUCGGCUGUGUCCGUGAGCUGUACCCGGUCCCGGUAUUCGGUACCCGGUCCCGGUGCUCGCUGCUCCGUGGGCGGUACCCGGCGACUCCCCGGGGAGACGGGGCGGCGCGGAGGGUCCCCAUGGGCCGGUCCCACCGAGCGGGGCCUCCCCGCGUCCUCGCCCUAACAAUGGGGAGCGGCGGAGCCGCGGCACCUCUUAUGGGGCGGCCGGAGCGGCGGCGGCGCCGGGCCUGUCCGUCACGGCCCGGAUUAGCCCGGCGGGUGGCUGCGCCCCGGCCCCGUGCCCAGAGAACGGGUCUGGGAGAGCUCCCGGUGCGAGGAGGAGCACGGCCCGGAAUAGUCCGGGAUAGCUCCCGGCGCACGGAGGGAGCGGGGGACGGGGAUAGCCCGGGAUCUCCCGGGAUAGCCCGGGGGAGUGGAGUGUGA